This is a messenger RNA of Schistocerca cancellata (South American locust), 6354 nucleotides long. RefSeq lists its product as uncharacterized. The transcript has 14 exons. Gene Ontology annotation, biological process: chromosome condensation. The coding region runs from base 1 to 6354 and encodes 2117 amino acids. Lineage: Eukaryota; Metazoa; Arthropoda; Insecta; Orthoptera; Acrididae. Gene Ontology annotation, molecular function: DNA binding; structural constituent of chromatin. The record is from RefSeq and is a predicted model, not a curated record.
AUGAUAUGGAAGUCCCGGCGACGAUUCUUUCCUUUUCUGAUCGCCGCAGAAGAUCUCGGGAGCAAGUCGGCCGCUUUCGGCAGCGACUCGCGCGCUUCCUACGCGGAAAGGUUGGCGGCCCUGCGCGGCUAUCGGUGCUGCCAUCGGGCGCGGACCCAAUCUGUACCGCUGUCACGAGGCGGGGGUCGCCGUGAAUCUCCAACGAGCGGCCCGCGGUGGCCGCGCGGCCAGAGAUACCAAUCGCUGCGACAGCGAGAGAGACCCAAACACGCGCCGUCCAAGCCGGCAGCCGAAAUCCAAAAGCCCGCCAUCCACAAGCCCGCCAUCCAGCAUCCUGCCAUCCAGAAACCAGCCAUCCACAGGCCCGCCAUCCACAAGCCCGCCAUCCACAAGCCUGACAUCCACAGGCCCGCAAUCCACAAGCCCGCCAUCCACAAGCCUGCCAUCCACAAGCCUGCCAUCCACAAGCUCGCCAUCCACAAGCCCGACAUCAACAAGCCCGACAUCCACAAGCCUUCCAUCCACAAGCCUGACAUCCACAAUCCCAACAUCCACAAGCCCACCAUCCAAAGGCCCGCCAUCCACAAGCCCGACAUCAACAAACCCGACAUUCACAAGCCCGCCAUCCACAAGCCCAACAUCAACAAGCCCGACAUCCACAAGCCUUUCACCCACAAGCCCACCAUUAACAAGCCCACCAUCCACAAGCCUGCUAUCCACAAGCCCGACAUCCACAAGCCCAACAUCCACAACCUGACAUCGACAAACCCGACAUCAACAAGCCCGACAUCCACAAGCCUUCCAUCCACAAGCCCGACAUCCACAAGCCCAACAUCCACAAGCCCGCCAUCCAACAGUCCACCAUCCACCAUCCACCAUCCGACAUUGACAAACCCGACAUCAACAAACCCGACAUUCACAAGCCCGCCAUCCACAAGCCCAACAUCAACAAGCCCGACAUCCACAAGCCUUCCACCCACAAGCCCGCCAUUAACAAGCCCACCAUCCACAAGCCUGCCAUCCACAAGCCCGAAGUCCACAAGCCCACUCACCAUCCACAAGCCCGACAUCCACAAGUCUGACAUCCACAAUCCCGACAUCCAAAAGCCCAACAUCCACAAGCCUGCCAUCCACAAGCCCUCCAUCAACAAGCCCGACAUCCACAAGCCUGACAUCCACAAGCCCGACAUCGACAAACCCGACAUUCAUAAGCCUGCCAUCCACAAGCCUGCAGUCCACAAGCCCAACAUCCACAAGCCCGACAUCCACAAGCCCACCAUCCACAAACCCGCCAUCCACAAGCCCACCAUCUACAAGCCUGCCAUCCACAAGCCCGACAUACAUGAGCCAGCCAUCCAGAAACCCACCAUCCACAAGCCUGGCAUCCACAACCCGACAUCAACAAGCCCGACAUCCACAAGCCCUCCAUCCACAAGCCCGGCAUCCACAAGCCCAACAUCCACAAGCCCGCCAUCCAACAGUCCACCAUCCACAAGCCCGACAUUGACAAACCUGACAUCCACAAGCCUGCCAUCCACAAACAUCCAUAAGCCUGACAUCCACAAGCCCGCCAUCCACCAGCCCGCCAUCCACAAGCCCGUCAUCCACAAGCCCGCCAUCCACAAUCCCACCAUCAAGAAGCCCAACACUCACAAGCCCAGCAUCCACAGGCCUGACAUCCACAGGCCUGCCAUCCACAAGCCCGACAUCCACAAGCCCACCAUCCACAAGCUCAUCAUCGACAAACCCGACAUCCACAAGCUUGCCAUCCACAAGACCGCCAUCCACAAGCCCGCCAUCCACAAGCCCAACAUCGACAAACCCCCCACCAUCCACAAGGCUGACAUCCACAAGUCUGACAUUCAGAAGCUCGAUAUCCACAAGCCCGCCAUCCACAAGCCCGCCAUUCACAAGCCCGCCAUCCACAAGCUCGAAUUCCACAAGCCCGACAUCCACAAGCCUGACAUCGACAAACAAGACAUUCAUAAGCCCGGCAUCCACAAGCCCACCAUCCACAAGCCCGAUAUCCACAAGCCCAACAUCCACAAGCCCACCAUCCACAAACCCGCCAUCCACAGGCCUGCAAUCCACAAGCCCGACAUCCAUGAGCUAGCAAUCCACAGGACUACCAUCCACAAGCCCACCAUCCAUAGGCCCACCAUCCACAAGCCCACCAUCUGCAAGCCCACCAUCCUCAACCCUGAUAUCCACAAGCCCGCCAUCCACAAGCACGCCAUCUACAACCCUUCCAUCCACAAGCCCGACAGUGACAAACCCGACAUUCACAAGCCCGCCAUCCAAAAGCCCGACAUCCACAAGCCCGACAUCCACAAGCCCGCUAUCCACAAGCCUGCCAUCCACAAGCCCGACAUCGACAAACCCGACAUUCACAAGCCCGCCAUCCACAAGCCCAACAUCCACAAACCUGACAUCCACAAGCCCGACAUCCACAAGCCUGCCAUCCACAAGCCUGACAUCCACAGGUCCGCCAUACACAAGCCCACCAUCCACAAGCCUGUUAUCCACAAGCCUGUUAUCCACAAGCCCGACAUCCACAAGCCCAACAUCCACAAGCCCGCCAGACACAAGCCCGCCAUCCACAAGCCUGCCAUCCACAAGCCCAACAUCGACAAACCCCUCACCAUCCACAAGGCCGACAUCCACAAGUCUGACAUUCAGAAGCCCGAUAUCCACAAGCCCGCCAUCCACAAGCCCGCCAUCCACAAGCCCGCCAUCCACAAGCUCGACUUCCACAAGCCCGACAUCCACAAGCCCGACAUCGACAGACCCGACAUUCAUAAGCCCGACAUCCACAAGCCCACCAUCCACAAGCCUGACAUCCACAAGCCCAACAUCCACAAGCCCACCAUCCACAAACCUGCCAUCCACAGGCCUACCAUCCACAAGCCCGACAUCCAGGAGCUAGCCAUCCACAGGCCCACCAUCCACAAGCCCACCAUCAAUAGGCCCACCAUCCACAAGCCCACCAUCUGCAAACCCACCAUCCUCAAGCCUGAUAUCCACAAGCCCGCCAUCCACAAGCACGCCAUCUACAAGCCUUCCAUCCACAAGCCCGACAGUGACAAACCCGACAUUCACAAGCCCGCCAUCCAAAAGCCCGACAUCCACAAGCCCGACAUCCAGAAGCCCACCAUCCACAAGGCUGCCAUCCACAAGCCCAACAUCGACAAACCCAACAGUCACAAGCCCGCCAUCCACAAGCCCGCCAUCCACAAGCCUGACAUCCACAGGCCCGCAAUCCACAAGCCCGCCAUCCACAAGCCUGCCAUCCACAAGCCUGCCAUCCACAAGCUCGCCAUCCACAAGCCCGACAUCAACAAGCCCGACAUCCACAAGCCUUCCAUCCACAAGCCUGACAUCCACAAUCCCAACAUCCACAAGCCCACCAUCCAAAGGCCCGCCAUCCACAAGCCCGACAUCAACAAACCCGACAUUCACAAGCCCGCCAUCCACAAGCCCAACAUCAACAAGCCCGACAUCCACAAGCCUUUCACCCACAAGCCCACCAUUAACAAGCCCACCAUCCACAAGCCUGCUAUCCACAAGCCCGACAUCCACAAGCCCAACAUCCACAAGCCCGCCAGACACAAGCCCGCCAUCCACAAGCCUGCCAUCCACAAGCCUGACAUCGACAAACCCGACAUCAACAAGCCCGACAUCCACAAGCCUUCCAUCCACAAGCCCGACAUCCACAAGCCCAACAUCCACAAGCCCGCCAUCCAACAGUCCACCAUCCACCAUCCACCAUCCGACAUUGACAAACCCGACAUCAACAAACCCGACAUUCACAAGCCCGCCAUCCACAAGCCCAACAUCAACAAGCCCGACAUCCACAAGCCUUCCACCCACAAGCCCGCCAUUAACAAGCCCACCAUCCACAAGCCUGCCAUCCACAAGCCCGAAGUCCACAAGCCCAGCAUCCACAGGCCUGACAUCCACAGGCUUGCCAUCCACAAGCCCGACAUCCACAAGCCCGCCAUCCACAAGCUCGCCAUUAACAAGCCUGCCAUCCACAAGCCCGACAUCGACAAACCCAACAUUCAUAAGCCCGACAUCGACAAGCCCGAUAUCCAAAACCCAACAUCCACAAGCCUGCCAUCCACAAGCCCUCCAUCAACAAGCCCGACAUCCACAAGCCUGACAUCCACAAGCCCGACAUCGACAAACCCGACAUUCAUAAGCCUGCCAUCCACAAGCCUGCAGUCCACAAGCCCAACAUCCACAAGCCCGACAUCCACAAGCCCACCAUCCACAAACCCGCCAUCCACAAGCCCACCAUCUACAAGCCUGCCAUCCACAAGCCCGACAUACAUGAGCCAGCCAUCCAGAAACCCACCAUCCACAAGCCUGCCUGCCAUCCACAAGCCCGACAUCCACAAGCCCGACAUCAACAAGCCCGACAUCCACAAGCCCUCCAUCCACAAGCCCGGCAUCCACAAGCCCAACAUCCACAAGCCCGCCAUCCAACAGUCCACCAUCCACAAGCCCGACAUUGACAAACCUGACAUCCACAAGCCUGCCAUCCACAAGCCCGACAUCAACAAGCCCGACAUCCACAAGCCUUCCACCCACAAGCCCCCCGCCAUCCACAAGCCCGUCAUCCACAAGCCCGCCAUCCACAAUCCCACCAUCAAGAAGCCCAACACUCACAAGCCCAGCAUCCACAGGCCUGACAUCCACAGGCCUGCCAUCCACAAGCCCGACAUCCACAAGCCCACCAUCCACAAGCUCAUCAUCGACAAACCCGACAUCCACAAGCUUGCCAUCCACAAGACCGCCAUCCACAAGCCCGCCAUCCACAAGCCCAACAUCGACAAACCCCCCACCAUCCACAAGGCUGACAUCCACAAGUCUGACAUUCAGAAGCUCGAUAUCCACAAGCCCGCCAUCCACAAGCCCGCCAUUCACAAGCCCGCCAUCCACAAGCUCGAAUUCCACAAGCCCGACAUCCACAAGCCUGACAUCGACAAACAAGACAUUCAUAAGCCCGGCAUCCACAAGCCCACCAUCCACAAGCCCGAUAUCCACAAGCCCAACAUCCACAAGCCCACCAUCCACAAACCCGCCAUCCACAGGCCUGCAAUCCACAAGCCCGACAUCCAUGAGCUAGCAAUCCACAGGACUACCAUCCACAAGCCCACCAUCCAUAGGCCCACCAUCCACAAGCCCACCAUCUGCAAGCCCACCAUCCUCAACCCUGAUAUCCACAAGCCCGCCAUCCACAAGCACGCCAUCUACAACCCUUCCAUCCACAAGCCCGACAGUGACAAACCCGACAUUCACAAGCCCGCCAUCCAAAAGCCCGACAUCCACAAGCCCGACAUCCACAAGCCCGCUAUCCACAAGCCUGCCAUCCACAAGCCCGACAUCGACAAACCCGACAUUCACAAGCCCGCCAUCCACAAGCCCAACAUCCACAAACCUGACAUCCACAAGCCCGACAUCCACAAGCCUGCCAUCCACAAGCCUGACAUCCACAGGUCCGCCAUACACAAGCCCACCAUCCACAAGCCUGUUAUCCACAAGCCUGUUAUCCACAAGCCCGACAUCCACAAGCCCAACAUCCACAAGCCCGCCAGACACAAGCCCGCCAUCCACAAGCCUGCCAUCCACAAGCCCAACAUCGACAAACCCCUCACCAUCCACAAGGCCGACAUCCACAAGUCUGACAUUCAGAAGCCCGAUAUCCACAAGCCCGCCAUCCACAAGCCCGCCAUCCACAAGCCCGCCAUCCACAAGCUCGACUUCCACAAGCCCGACAUCCACAAGCCCGACAUCGACAGACCCGACAUUCAUAAGCCCGACAUCCACAAGCCCACCAUCCACAAGCCUGACAUCCACAAGCCCAACAUCCACAAGCCCACCAUCCACAAACCUGCCAUCCACAGGCCUACCAUCCACAAGCCCGACAUCCAGGAGCUAGCCAUCCACAGGCCCACCAUCCACAAGCCCACCAUCAAUAGGCCCACCAUCCACAAGCCCACCAUCUGCAAACCCACCAUCCUCAAGCCUGAUAUCCACAAGCCCGCCAUCCACAAGCACGCCAUCUACAAGCCUUCCAUCCACAAGCCCGACAGUGACAAACCCGACAUUCACAAGCCCGCCAUCCAAAAGCUGCCAUCCACAAGCCCAACAUCGACAAACCCAACAGUCACAAGCCCGCCAUCCACAAGCCCAACAUCCACAAACCUGACAUCCACAAGCCCGACAUCCACAAGCCUGCCAUCCACAAGCCUGACAUCCACAGGCCCGCCAUACAUAAGCCCGCCAUCCACAAGUCCGACAUCCACAAGCCCGACAUCCACAAGCUCGACAUCCUCAAGCCCACCAUAA